AUGGCGAAAACGGUGAAAUCUGGAGACAACCCAAAGCAGAGACAGAGGAAAGGUUUUUGGUCACCUGAAGAAGACGAGAAGCUAAGGAGCUUCAUUCUCUCCCAUGGCCAUUCUUGCUGGACCACUGUUCCCAUCAAAGCUGGGUUGCAAAGGAAUGGGAAGAGCUGCAGGUUAAGAUGGAUUAAUUACCUAAGACCAGGGUUAAAAAGAAAUAUGAUUAAUGCAGAAGAAGAAGAAAUAAUCUUGACCUUUCACUCAUCCUUGGGUAACAAGUGGUCGCAGAUUGCAAAACACUUACCUGGAAGAACAGACAACGAGAUAAAGAACUAUUGGCACUCUCAUUUGAAGAAGAGAUUGCUCAAGUCUCAGAGCUCACAAAACGCAACAACUGUUUCCUCUUCUUCUUCCGAAUCACUUGUUGCUUGUGGUAAAAGAAACCCGGAAAAUAUGGUCUCGAGUCUCGUCAUCUCCUUCCAGAGACUUCCAGAGAACAAAUCUUCAUCUCCAUCACAAGAAAGCAACGACAACGACAACAACUAUUAUUCUUCUUCUGCUCCUGAUGAGAUUCCAAGGCUUUUCUUCUCUGAGUGGCUUUCUUCUUCAGACCCCCACAUCGAUUAUUCCUCUGGUUUCCAAGACUCUCAUCACAAUCAAGCUCCAAAUCUCGAAGGAACUGUCUCAGAUUAUGAAGAUGUUGAUCGGUUCCAUUACAACGAAAUGAUGAUCAACAACAGCAACUGGAAUCUUAACGACGUCGUGUUUGGUUCGCAGCCUCAGAAAUCAGAAGCAGGGGAAUAA
Molecule: messenger RNA, 798 nt
Organism: Microthlaspi erraticum
Lineage: Eukaryota; Viridiplantae; Streptophyta; Magnoliopsida; Brassicales; Brassicaceae
Source: the annotation of a GenBank genome assembly